AUGCCUUCAGAUCUAGAUCUUCUUACUGAUAUGGGCUUCGACAAGACCCGAGCCGAAAUUGCAGUCAAGAAAAGCGGUGGCCUUCAGGGUGCUCUGCAAUGGCUAGAGGAUAACCAGGAUAAACCUCUAGAGGAAAUUCAAGCUGCGGAGGCUAGCAAGGCAGAUGACGAUGAGGAGGAGGAUGCCGAGACCAAGGCCAAAAUUGCUGAAAUUGAGACGGGUCAAGCUCGCUCACUUGUAUGCAAUGAGUGUGGCAAGAAGUUCCGAAAUCACGACCUAGCGACGUUCCAUGCCACCAAGACAGACCACACAGAUUUUUCAGAGUCAACCGAGGAAAUCGCCCCAUUGACAGAGGAGGAGAGAAAAGCCAAGUUGGAAGAACUGCGUGAGCGCCUCAAGGCCAAACGAGCUGUCCAAUCUGUCCAGGAUAAGGCAGACGCCAAACGAAACGAGCAAAUUCGCCAAAAGUCCACCAAGGAAAGCCAAGAUCUGAAAGAAGAGCUCGCACGCAAGGAACAAAUCAAAGAGGCUGCCAAAAAACGCCAAGAGAAGCAAGACGACAUGGAAGCCAAGAAGCGCAUCAAGGCCAAGAUUGAAGCCGACAAGGCCGAACGACGACGCAAAGCUGAAGAAGCCAAAGCCGCGAGAGAAGGGAGAGCUCCAGAGGUUGCUGCCGGCUCUGCUGCCCCUGCCCCCGCGGCGGUAGCGCCGCCUAAGCCCAAGGCUGAUCACAACACGGCUAGAUUGAGACUCCAGACCCCCAGCGGCAACCUUAUGAAGACUUUGCCGGCGGAGACGACGCUGUUUGAGUUGGCGCAGAUGGUGCAGGGUGAGACUGGGCUGGUGGUGACGAGCUUCUCAACUACGUUUCCCAAGAAGACUUUUUCGGGGGAUUUGGACAUGUCUAAGACUUUGAAGGAGGCUGGGUUUGUGCCGUCGUCGGCGUUGAUUGUUCAAUAA
This is a messenger RNA of Pochonia chlamydosporia 170, 960 nucleotides long. Its product is annotated as UBA/TS-N domain-containing protein. Gene Ontology annotation, molecular function: protein binding. The record is from RefSeq and is a predicted model, not a curated record. Bases 1 to 960 code for a protein of 319 amino acids. The transcript has 4 exons. Lineage: Eukaryota; Fungi; Ascomycota; Sordariomycetes; Hypocreales; Clavicipitaceae.